Hyaena hyaena (striped hyena) is the source of this 1151-nucleotide messenger RNA. RefSeq names its product apolipoprotein E (gene APOE). The coding region runs from base 105 to 1025 and encodes 306 amino acids. The record is from RefSeq and is a predicted model, not a curated record. The transcript has 4 exons. Gene Ontology annotation, cellular component: extracellular region; intermediate-density lipoprotein particle. Gene Ontology annotation, biological process: negative regulation of neuron apoptotic process; positive regulation of nitric-oxide synthase activity; cholesterol catabolic process. Lineage: Eukaryota; Metazoa; Chordata; Mammalia; Carnivora; Hyaenidae. Gene Ontology annotation, molecular function: very-low-density lipoprotein particle receptor binding; amyloid-beta binding; lipid binding.
GGCGGGGCAGGGGGAGCCUUAUAAUUGGACGAGUCUGGCAUCCCUGAGUCCUACUCAGCCCCAGCGGAGGCGAAGGAGGAGGUUCCCCAGGAGCCGGCUGGAAGAUGAAGGUUCUGUGGGCGGCGCUCCUGGUCGCGUUCCUGGCAGGAUGCUGGGCCGAUGUGGAGCCGGAGCCGCAGCUGGAGCGGGGGCUGGAGCCGGAGGCCCCGUGGCAGGCUAGCCAGCCCUGGGAGCAGGCGCUGGGCCGCUUCCGGGAUUACCUGCGCUGGGUGCAGACGAUGUCUGACCAGGUGCAGGAGGAGGUGCUCAACACCCAGGUCACCCAGGAACUGACCGUGCUGAUGGAGGAGACCAUGAAGGAGGUGAAGGCCUACAGGGAGGAGCUGGAGGAGCAGCUGGGCCCCAUGGCCUCGGAGACGCAGGCCCGCGUGGCCAAGGAGCUGCAGGCGGCGCAGGCCCGGCUGGGCUCGGACAUGGAGGACGUGCGCAACCGCCUGGCGCAGUACCGCGGCGAGCUGCAGGCCAUGCUGGGCCAGAGCACCGAGGAGCUGCGGGGCCGCCUCGCCUCCCACCUGCGCAAGCUGCGCAAGCGGCUGCUCCGCGACGCCGACGACCUGCAGAAGCGCCUGGCCGUGUACCGCGCAGGGGUGCGCGAGGGCGCGGAGCGCAGCGUCUCCACCUUGCGUGAGCGCCUCUGGCCGCUGGUGGAGCAGGCGCGUGUGCGCAACGCCAACGUCGCCGCCCUGGCCACGCAGCCGCUGCGGGAGCGCGCCGAGGCCCUGGGCCAGCAGCUGCGCGAGCGGCUGGACGAGGUGCGCGAGCAGGUGGAGGAGAUGCGGGUCAAGAUGGAGGAGCAGGCCAACCAGAUGCGCCAGCAGGCCGAGGCCUUCCAGGCGCGCCUCAAGAGCUGGUUCGAGCCCUUGGUGCAAGACAUGCAGCGCCAGUGGGCGGGGCUGGUGGAGAAGGUGCAGGCGGCCGUGGGCACCGCCCCCACCACGGCGCCAGUGCCAGUGGAGAACCAGUGAGGGCCCCACCCCCCUCGCGCGCCCUUGCCUCCUCCCUCCUCCCCCCCCAGACUACAGGAGGCCCUGUCCCUGCUGUCCUUCUGGAAGGUCCCGUAGCUUAAUAAAGAUUCACCGAGCGCCACAGCA